UUUUUCUUGCACAAUAGCUUGCAACGCAAAUUGACCAAGGCAAGUUCGUCUGUGUUGUAAACUCGGCCUUUGUAUACUGCGCCUCUAGUAAAUAACCGUCGAAAAAUCAGGUUAUGAUUAUAUUGAUAUAAAUUAUUACAAUAGUUUUUUUCAUUCAUUUUAUCCGCUGAUAAUGAUUCACAAUUUUUCUACUAACUGUAAUUGUUUAUAAUAAAGUGCAAUUAUUGUUUAAUACAAAACGUUUGUUUACAUACUUAGUUUUCUAAAAGGGUGCGAGAAAUAAAUUUUAGUAAAUUUCAAGAUGUUCGGACAGCCAGGGAACACGUCUUUUGGUGGGUUCAACUCUGCAACUCAGAGCAGUCCGUUUGGUCAAUCAGCAUUUGGUAAACCGAUUGCCACAACGAGUUUUGGAACUGGAUCGACUCCAGUCUUUGGUAGUAAUAACACAUCACUAUUCAGUGCUAAACCUGCGGGUACUACUACCGGAGGUUUAUUUGGUAAUACAUCAGCUACACCAGCAUUUGGACAACCAGCAACAACGCAAUCUUCUUUUGGAGGUUUUGGAGCUACUCCGACUAAUACAAAUUUAUUUGGAACGCAACAAAAUGCUAAUACAAGUUUAUUUGGCACCAAUAAUAAUACAUCAGCUUUUGGACAAGCAAAUAAGCCAGCAGGCUUCGGAUUUGCUUCAACAAGUGGGACUAGUCUUUUUGGACAACCUCAGCAAAGUAUACAGCAAACUACUCCAUUUGGACAAACAAAUACUACUGCGAGUACUGGCCUAUUUGGUACUCCAGGAGGAUUUAGAACUGGUACUAACACUGGAUCAGCUAUUGUUGGGACUCCAGUAAAGUUUAAUCCAGUUGUCGGUUCAGAUACUAUGGUAAAACAAGGUGUUACCCAAACUAUAUCGACUAAACAUCAUUGCAUAAUGGUGAUGAAAGAGUAUGAAAAUAAAUCAUUGGAAGAAUUACGUUUGGAAGAUUACACUGCUGGUAUGAAGGGACCAAGUCAAUCAGGACAGACAACUGGUCUUUUUGGAGCUACAGCUCAACCUUCGCCUUUUGGAAGUACUGGUACAAUUGCUAGUACUGUUUCCAGUGGUUUCGGAUCUAUGUCAACGGGAUUUGGUACAAGUACCCAGACUAAUUCUGGUGGAAGUCUUUUUGGUAAACCAACUGGUUUUGGUACACCAGCAACAACUACUAGUGCUUUUGCAUUUAAUCCUACAACAUCAUCAAGUCUAUUUGGUGUUAAUACUCAACCAAAACCAUUUGGAACUGCUGCUCCAACGACGUUAUUUUCAAAUACAACUACAAAUCAACCGGCAACUGGAUUCGGAACAAUGAACAAUACCCAAACACCAGGGUUCGGUGGUUUUGGUACUGCUCAACCAAAUCAAAGUAUUGGAUUAUUCAAUCAAAAGCCAUCAACAUUCAGUAUGACUCCAGCUACAUCUAAUACUGGGUUUGGUGGUUUUGGACAAACUGCACCAGCAAAUACUACAACCAAUUUGUUUAACAAACCUCUCACUACUGGUUUUGGAACAGGAUCAGCAUUUGGUACGACACCAGCUCCAACUUUUGGAACUAACACAGGUUUUGGUACUACACAAAAUAACAAUACUUCAUUAUUUAACUCAUCAUUUAAACCCGCUGGACAGACGAAUACUUUUUCAUUUGGCGCAACACCUACUGCUACAUCAACACUCGGUACCAAUCCAAGUUUGAACUUAGGAGGAACAAACUCACUUUUCGGUGCACCAAAACCUGGCGGUCUCUUUGGUAAUACCGCUACUGGUACAACAUUUAAUAGUUCAGGAACUUUUGGUGCUCCUGGAGCUUUCGGAACAAAUACAAGCACAAAUACUGGCCUUGGAUUAAAUUUGCUUGGUGGCGGAGUCAAUACAAAUCAAGUCCAGCAAAAUUCUAGUUCAGUUCCUGUUCAUCAGCAAAUUUUAGCUUUAGUUUCAACACCUUUUGGAGAUUCACCACUUCUAAAAAAUUUGCUGCCGGCAUCUGGAAAAUCGGAAGAACUAAUAAAGCCAGCUAAUGCAGCAUCCAAAACCCUCAAUGGGUCUCAAUUUAAAGUGUCAACAUCAAAUAAUUCGCCAAAAGUAAAAGCCCGAGUAGUAACACCAGUACAGCUAUCAAAGAAAUCACUAUUUGAUGGUCUGGAAGAAGAAGAUCCAACACUGUUAGAAGCAUUCCAACCUCGUCCAAACGCAAAACGUUUAGUCUUGCGUCCAAAACGACGGUCACUUAGUCCUACACCAACGUCUGCUGAAAAUGGGAACGCAACACAGAGCAACGAACUCGUAGAGAGCAACAUUGAAGCCUCAGCUUCCUGCAGCAAUGAUAAUGAAGCUGUUGAUAAAGAAAAUCAGCAGCAAAGUAAUCGGCAGUCAAUUGACAAUAGAAGGUUAUCAUCAACUUCUUGGUUAAAGACUCACUUACCUCGAGCAACAAAAAUGCCAGAGGAAGAAUUUGAUGGACAAAAAUCUCCAUUUGAUUCAUUUGAUAUUCAAGAAGAAGGACUAGACAACACAGUAGCAGAUUUCCGGCCUCACGGUGGAGGAAAUAACAGUCCAGCUGGCAAUUUAGAAUCAAAUCAAAUGACGUCGCGAAUCAAACGACGAAGCAACAAAAGCGCUGGUGAUUCUUUGACAUUCAACGACUCUAGUCGUGGAUUAGAUGAAAGCUCAAUGUCGAUAUUACAACCCGAAGUCGAACCAAAUCAAGCCAACGUAACUUUGAGACGUGCGGGAUAUUAUACCAUACCAUCUUUAGACCAAUUGGAUAAAUAUGUCCGUGGUGAAACUUGUGUCGUACCAAAUUUCACAGUCGGUCGAACUGGUUACGGCAAUGUCUAUUUCUCGGACUCAUUUGAUAUCUACGGAUUAAAUUUAGAUGAGAUAGUACACUUCCGUCAUAAAGAAGUUAUCAUAUAUCCUGAUGAUGAAAAGAAACCACCGGUUGGUCAAGGAUUAAAUCGUAAAGCUCAGGUGACAUUAGAUCGUGUGUGGCCUCAUGACAAAACUCAGCAUGAACCAAUAACCGAUCCUGAACGUCUGGUUGUUAUGGAUUAUGAAGGUAAAUUAAGACGUGUUUCAGCAAAACAUGACACACGUUUUUUGGAAUAUCGUCCGGAAACUGGUUCUUGGGUAUUCAAAGUUGAACAUUUUUCUAAGUACGGAUUAAGUGAUUCAGAUGAUGACGAUGAUGUACCAGCAAAUCAGGAUAUGAAAAAACUUAAAGGUACUGUUGUUCGUAAAUCACGUACGUUAAAUCAAAGGGAACUGAGACGAGCUACUGAAGAAUUAAAAUCUGAUAAACGAGUUGUUAAUGGAUUCAAUAGACAGGCGGUAGAAACUGAAAAAGAUACUGAAAAAAAUGUAUUUCGUAUGGAUGAUGACGACGAAGAUAGCAUGAGUAGUAAUGAAAUUCAACAGGAAUCUGAGGGUGAAAAACAAUCUGCUCUAAGCCCUACUUCAAUUUACGCUCGUCUAGUUGGAACAGACAGUCACAAACUUCAAUUAAUGAAAGCUAGUUUUUUUGAUGAAAAUGGUGAUGAUUAUAAUGAACAAUCUAUGUAUGAAAACUCCGAUAUACCAAUGAGACGUCUACAAAAUUUUGAAACUCGUGAUAAUGAUCUGGAUAAUUUAACCUACACAGCUAAUUUACGAUCAAAUCUUACUAUUCAUGAUAUGUUGACGAUACCCAAGGAGUCUUUUUCCCAUGCAAAAGAAAUUAAACAAAAAAAAACUCAGCAAGCUAAAGUAGAAAAAAUAUCAAGUAUGAAUAAAUUUUUUCCAUCACCGAUUGUUAAACCAACAACCCGAGUACUCAAGUAUCGUUGCGAAGUAAUUCCACUGAGAAAAUCAAUUUGUAAUCGUUUGAAAUUUAAUACAAUUGCUGACAUAAGUAUUCAAAUGGGCAGAAAAUUUAAAGCUACUUGGGGACCAGGAUUAACUUUGAUUUCGUUGACUACUCAAGAGCAAGCAUCAGUAGUACCACUGCAAAAUUCAUUCAGUCAUAUAGAAACUUAUGUAUCUGGACGUCUCAUGGAAGACUAUUCAUCAUCAAAUGUCGUUCAACGUUUACAAAUUUUAGGCGGUAAUCGGGCAGAUCGUGAUUAUAUUUCAGUAUUCAAAGAGAGUAUCGAAAAGCAUCUUCGAAUCCAGUUGAACCACUGUGUCAUUGGUGAAGAAAAUAAUUGCCGUUGGAUUCGUGUUGGCGGAGGUGAAGCUGGAAUUUCAGCUCUUCACGAUCACUGCGGUUUAUCUCAAGAAAUAGCUAAUAAUUUAACCACUGAACAUUUAUCAUCUUACGCUGCUGAUAUAUGGCAACUUUGUGUUGCUCUUUGGGGUAAUUUACCAGCACUACAAUCAGAUUCAGACAAACAAAGUCAUAGUCAUGUCAUGAUAAGAAGAGAAGCAUUCAGUGAUUGGUUAAAAAAUGUUGUGGAGGAUACAGUUCAACAUGAAUUAUCAGAGAUCAAUGCCGAGGAUAAAAUGAUGCUUUCAAUGUUGUCUGCCAAUAAAUUAGAAGAAGCUUGUGAAAUAGCAAGAAAAAUCGGGGAUUAUACUUUGGCAAUAUUUAUAUCUCAAUUGGGUGGUUCUUCAUGCGUUAAAGAAUUGGCGAAACAAGCAAUCGCUCUUUGGCAGUUGACUGAUGUCGUAACAAAUAUGUCGAUGGCUAGAUUGAAGAUUUAUAUGCUAGCAGCUGGCGAGGAACUUAUUACUUUAACAAGCAACGAUGAUAUCGUAAACGUUUGUGAAAAUUUAGACUGGAAAAGAGCUCUUGCUAUUCAUUUGUGGUAUCUAUCAGAACCUAUUGCGUCAAUUACUGAUGUUUUAGAACUCUACGAAGCUUCAUUUAAUGGAGACCCGGCAGAUGUUUAUGCAGCUGCACCUCUGCCAGAUUAUAAAGAAGAAGAUUUCGAGCCGGAAGUGCUGAGUAACAAGAAAACUUAUGAUCUUUGCUAUCAUCUAUUAAAGCUUUACUGCACAGGUAAUCAUUCACUCGAACAAAUUCUUAAUCCGCUGACCCACACUGCGGAUCCAUUUGAUUACCGACUCAGUUGGUUGUUGCAACAAGUAAUUGUUGGACUGGGAUACUCUCAUCUUUCCGAUCAUGUGGCUUCAAUGACUCAUACAAACUUUGCAGCGCAAUUAGAAGCUCAUGAUCUGUGGCAUUGGGCUAUAUUUGUUGUGUUGCAUUUGAAUACUACAGCAAUCCGACGAACAGCUGUGAUGGAUUUGCUUGCACGUCACGUUCAAAUUGAUGAAGAUCUGGAUUAUACUCAGCGAGAAAAAUUUUUAUUGGAGGAACUUGGUAUUCCUUCCAAGUGGAUCAAUGAGGCCAAGGCUAUUAAAGGAUGUGCUUCGAAGAGAUACGGAGAAGCUGCUUGGUAUUUACUUCAAGCAGAACAAUGGAAUCGGGCCCAUGAGGUCAUAAUUGAACAUCUGGCAGCAGAUGCUAUAAUUAAUGAGAACUAUGAUUAUCUGAGAUCCUUGUUGAGUCCAUUCGUUCCACCAGAAUGUAAUGGCGUCGUGAAUGGGUGGUCAUACCAAGGACAAUUACUCUGGGAUUACAUGGAAAUUGCCGUAGAGAUUGAAUCGUUCUUGAAGGAUCCUGAUUACUCUAAUCUUGGAUACAAACUUGAACUUCUUCAGCCUCAAAUAAGUUCGCUUUGCGCUAAAAUUAAUCAGUUCCCGUGUCCUACUGCAAAGCAUCGAUUAUGUCAAGCUGAAAUUGCUAAACGAACGUUCAAUCUUGCAAGAAGUAUACUUUUACUGCAACCAAAUGAAGAGAAAUCAACAUCUGAGAUCUUAGUUCGCUUGAUAACAAUGUUACCACUUCCUGAAGAUUAUGCGCAACAAGAAUUACGACCUAUUAUUAAUAUGUGUACUAAUGAAAUUGUUGGUCAUUAACGAUUAAAGAAUCUUAUUGUAGGCAAGUAUAAUAUAACAAUAGUAUUUAGCACAAGUUAUUAUUAUUUUUUUUUUGUUAUUUUUAGAAAAAUUUGUAUUGUAUGAAUGUAAAAAAAAAAAAUUUUUAGAUUUUUUUUUUUUUUUUUGUAACUGAAGCGUAUUAAAUGUAAAACUACUUGUGCUUAAAUAUUUAAAUUAGAUGUAAUAUUUACUGGUUUUAUACAUUCAUUAAUAUUAAUUUGUUAAUUGACCUUAUUUAAAAAAAGGCAGUUUAGAAAAAAAAAAAUUCUUAAAAGCAAAAAAUUAAAAACUUGUAAAAGUUAUUAAAAAAAUUUAAUUGUGUUAUUCAAAGUCUUAUGAG
Microplitis demolitor is the source of this 6296-nucleotide messenger RNA. RefSeq names its product nuclear pore complex protein Nup98-Nup96 (gene Nup98-96). NCBI's taxonomy places the organism in Eukaryota, Metazoa, Arthropoda, Insecta, Hymenoptera, Braconidae. Gene Ontology annotation, molecular function: structural constituent of nuclear pore. Gene Ontology annotation, biological process: RNA export from nucleus; post-transcriptional tethering of RNA polymerase II gene DNA at nuclear periphery; protein import into nucleus. The transcript is spliced from 4 exons. Gene Ontology annotation, cellular component: nuclear pore cytoplasmic filaments; nuclear pore. The record is from RefSeq and is a predicted model, not a curated record. Bases 302 to 5935 code for a protein of 1877 amino acids.